UGGAAAUAACAGAGAGAGAGAUCUACAAAUAAGGUGGGCGGAUGGUCAAGACUUCCAGUACGCCGACAGACAGAGGCGAGAGAGGAGGUGGUGCGCUUGGUUCCUGGCGCCACCAUGGGCCACGUGGAAAUGCUGCUUGCCCUGGUGGUGGUGGCAGCUGCAACAGCGGCAGGGAUUGCAGAAGAAACGCAUGAACAACUUACGGAGACCCACAAUGCACCCGCACAGAUACAAAACAACGUGCCUACGGACCAAGGACAUGACCCACCCACGGACUCACAACAGACUGCCAUACUUGUGUUAGUGCCUGCUCAUCCGACUCGCGAGGCACCUGGCAGGCAGCAACAACUGACGGAGGAGAGGGAGGAGGGAGAGGAAGGGCUGAUGACGGAGAAGUAUCGACACAAACAACAGCUGACGGGAGUGAAGCAGAAACAGGAGGAGCAGGUGGCGACGCAGAGGGAGGGACGGAGCAAAGAAUUAACAGAGGUGGAAAAGAAAACACUGGUGGUCUCGGAGAAUCAAGAUGGGGUGGCUGUCGGUAACGUGACCAUGUUCGUAUUGGGCUUGUUCGCCUUGGCAGUCGGCGCCGUCGCCUUGGCCUUCGAAUUCCUGCCAAGGACAUCCAACAUCAGUCGCGUCGGUUACGAGCACACAGCUCACGGCGUCCGAGUUCCAAGCUUCGAGGAGGUGGCGGCGGUGGUGGCCGUGGUGGACCGAAAAGGGGAGGAGUACCAACGCUACUAGCAAUGUGGACCACGGUGGAGAGAGAGAGAGAGAGAGAGAGAGAGAGAGAGAGAGAGAGAGAGAGAGAGAGACGUUACCACUAUUAUACUCCCUCUUCCUCUUCCUCCUUAUCCUCCUCCUCUUCCUCCUCCUCCUCUUCUUCCUCCUCUUCCACACAGCUCACCUCUCCACUCAUCCACUGAAGCCCCAUCGCAUGACCAAAUAAAGCAGUAAACGGACCAUUGACGUAAAAAGGGAAAAAAAGUGUAACGCAACUGUACAUAAAACUAUCUUCUAGUAAAUUUCUGGGAACUGGGCCCGAGAAUUUAGGUUAGUGUAGUCUGAAGUAUGGUGGUGAGUGGGAGUCUGGUGGAGGAAAUGGAUAAGGGACUUUGAUGAUGUGUGAGAGAAUAAGACUUGGUGGGUCAUGGGUUUAAGGACCUUAUUCAGAAACACUUAGCAGCAUCUCUAUUACUUUUGAAAAUCUUGUUGUUUAUGUUACAAGAGUUUUCAAGGGUGUUUUUUUGUGUGUGUUUUUAGUGAUACUGACUAUGUUUCUAUAUAACGAACAGGAGAAACACUCUUGAAAAAUCUGGUUAUUCAUGUUUGUGGCCUGUGAAAAUAGUCGUUUUGAGAGAGCUAAGCGUUUCUACAUACGGACCUAAGUUUGAAAGAGGGUGAUGUUUUCUAUAUGGGAGGGUUGGCAUAGCAUGGUGGUGAAUGGCUUAAUUAGUGAAUGAUGUGCAAUACUCAGAGGCUUUAAUAUAUCUCGGUGGUUCAUUACUACUACCUUACGAGUCACCUCAGUACUAGGAUCAUAGGAUCGGUAAACUUGAUGAAGAACAUUGGAAGUGACUUACUUAAGAGGCACGGAUGGUAGAAAAUGGUUCAUUAUCAUUGCUUACUUAUGAGCCGAAAAUUCAAUACUCUCGAGUCUGAACUGGAGAAGUGAGUUAGUUAUGAAGGAGGAUACCAGAAAUUAUUUACUAAUGAGAGCACCGACUAUUCAAAACAUGAGAAAACGCUGAAGAAAUUAAUUAUCUAUGAUGAAGGAUGAUAGAUUUCAGUAGCUUAAGAGAAGAAGAACGAGAGAACUUUACUAAUAAGGGUGACUAAUAAGAUUAUCUUCUUUUGUGGAACAAGAUAAGACAGAUCAAUAAUAAUGAAGAAAGAGAGACUACUAGUUACUGUAAAGGACGGAUUAGAUAAAUUAGUUACUUCAAAAGCAAAGGAAAUAAACCAUAGUUACUUAUCAAGGAGAAACACUAAGCAUUUUCCUUGGACAGUUCGAUGUUCAGUGGUGGAGAAUCGAUAAGAUUUCAAAAGAAAUAGGAGAAAAUAAAAUAACCGAUGCAGAGAAAAAAACUGAUCACUUAUAGAAAACCUUUCAUUAUCACAGCACAGGUAUAAUCUUACUCUGUGUACUACCAUAAGAUAACAUUUUUUGUGAUAAUGUAUUAUGUAUAAUUUCCAAUUACUUUUAUUUUUCUGUCGUGUUUACUGCUAAUUUUGUGAAGCAUGGGGAGCCUGUAGCACUGAAAUAGUUACCCGGGAAAAGAAAUGAAAAUCGACAAACUAGACCAAAUGAAAAUGACAAAGGACAACUUUUUGGAGAAGAGACAAAGAUGACGGCUAAUUCCUUAACCAUGACUAUGAAAUGAGUCACUUACAUGCGGGAAAAGCACAAACUAGUGACUUAUUUUUUAUGGAGCAAAGAGACGUUUCUAGAUGGCUGUAGAUGGCGGGGACUUUAGGAAAGGGUGUCUCUUUCUCGGUGGAAUGAAGAAAAUGGGAUACUUUCAUAAGAGAGAAGCCUUUCGUGAUUAUUAUUACUUUUAUUAUUUUACUUUAUUUUAUUUAUUGUGUGUGUGUAAGAGAGAGAGAGAGAGAGAGAGAGAGAGAGAGAGAGAGAGAGAGAGAGAGAGAGAGAGAGAGAGAGAGAGAGAGAGUUUUGUAUAUAAAGUAUUUAAGAAUGGAAGUAAGGUAUAUUAACAUAUAUAGUCUUCAUUGUCAAUAAAGUAAAGAAUUUUGAAAAAUAAGUAAUAUAUAAAUGGAGUGUGUGUGUGUGUGUGUGUGUGUGUGUGUGUGUGUGUGUGUGUGU
This is a messenger RNA of Portunus trituberculatus (swimming crab), 2827 nucleotides long. RefSeq lists its product as uncharacterized. Bases 115 to 747 code for a protein of 210 amino acids. The transcript has 3 exons. The record is from RefSeq and is a predicted model, not a curated record. NCBI's taxonomy places the organism in Eukaryota, Metazoa, Arthropoda, Malacostraca, Decapoda, Portunidae.